Messenger RNA from Balaenoptera ricei (Rice's whale), 985 nucleotides. RefSeq names its product C-type lectin domain containing 7A (gene CLEC7A). Gene Ontology annotation, biological process: positive regulation of phagocytosis; positive regulation of lymphocyte activation; positive regulation of cell migration. The record is from RefSeq and is a predicted model, not a curated record. Gene Ontology annotation, molecular function: (1->3)-beta-D-glucan binding; pattern recognition receptor activity. Bases 83 to 835 code for a protein of 250 amino acids. NCBI's taxonomy places the organism in Eukaryota, Metazoa, Chordata, Mammalia, Artiodactyla, Balaenopteridae. Gene Ontology annotation, cellular component: cell surface. The transcript is spliced from 6 exons.
CUUUUGCCCACAGGCAGUUGUCUUCGGAGAAGAGGAGAAAGAGCUCUCAUUUGCUGAGGCAACUCAGGAACUCAAUCGAACAAUGGAAUUCCAUUCUUCCAUAGGAAAUUUGGAUGAAGAUGGAUAUACUCAAUUAGACUUCAGCUCUUGCAAUAUCAUCAGGAAAUCUGUGGUCUCAGAGAAAGGAUUUUGUGCUGCAUCCCCUCGUUGGCGUCCCAUUGCUGUGACUUUGGGAAUUUUAUGCUUGGUAAUGCUGGUGAUAACUGUGGUCCUGUGUACCAUGGUAUAUGAAGCUAUCUGGAGAUCCAGUUCAGGGAGCAACCUGUUGAAGAAUAACAGCUUUCAAUCAAGAAAUAAAGAGAACCACAGUCAACCCACACAAUCGUCUUUAGAAAGGAAUAUGGCUCCUACCAAGGCUCUCACGACCACAGGCGUUCUUUCUAGCUCUUGUCCCCCUAACUGGAUCACACAUCAGAAUAGCUGUUAUCUAUUUAGCACAUCAUUAGAUUCCUGGGAUACAAGUAAAAGACGGUGCUUUCAACUGGGCUCUAAUCUCCUGAAGAUAGACAGCUUAAAAGAGUUGGAAUUUAUAUCUAGGCAAGUGUCUUCCCAACCUGACCAUUCAUUUUGGAUAGGGCUUUCUCGCCGUCAGACUGAAGAACAAUGGCUCUGGGACGAUGGUUCAAUGUUGUUGUCUAACUUGUUUCAAAUCAGAAGAACAGUUACCAAACAAGACUCAUCUCACAGUUGUGUAUGGAUUCAUGUGUCAGUCAUUUACGACCAACUUUGUAGUAGGCCUUCAUACAGUAUUUGUGAGAAGAAGCUGUCAAUAUAACGGUGGGGAUGUCGCCAUGGAGGAGCAGAGAGAAAUAUGUAAGAUAGUAAGGAGGGCAGAAAACAACAUGUUUAUGACCAAAAGCAUCAUAAAAAAAUCAUCCAAUUCCAUCUCUUUUUUUCUCAAAUAGCCGAGAGAAUAUGUCUGCCA